UUGUUUGUAGUCAAAUUCUUGGAGGUUAUAAAACCAUUCUGUGCAGUGCUACCAGAGAUACAAAAACCUGAGAGAAAGAUCCAGUUCAGAGAAAAGGUGUUAUGGACGGCUAUUACACUCUUCAUCUUUCUGGUGUGUUGCCAGAUUCCCCUCUUUGGCAUCAUGUCCUCAGACUCUGCAGAUCCGUUCUACUGGAUGAGAGUCAUUCUGGCCUCAAACAGAGGUACUCUGAUGGAACUGGGUAUCUCCCCUAUUGUCACCUCUGGGCUGAUAAUGCAGCUGCUAGCUGGAGCUAAGAUCAUCGAAGUUGGAGACACACCAAAGGACAGAGCCCUCUUUAAUGGUGCUCAGAAAUUAUUUGGGAUGAUCAUCACCAUUGGCCAGGCUAUUGUGUAUGUGAUGACUGGCAUGUAUGGAGAUCCAUCAGAGAUGGGUGCUGGAAUCUGUCUGCUCAUCAUCAUUCAGCUGUUUGUAGCCGGGCUGAUUGUGCUGCUGCUGGAUGAGUUGCUCCAGAAGGGCUACGGACUUGGUUCAGGGAUCUCACUGUUCAUUGCCACAAACAUUUGUGAGACAAUUGUAUGGAAGGCCUUUAGCCCCACCACCGUGAACACUGGAAGAGGCACAGAGUUUGAGGGAGCAAUCAUCGCCCUUUUCCAUCUGCUGGCUACACGGACUGACAAAGUGCGUGCUCUGAGAGAGGCCUUCUACAGACAGAACCUGCCCAACCUCAUGAACCUCAUCGCCACUGUGUUCGUCUUUGCUGUAGUCAUAUACUUUCAAGGAUUCAGGGUCGAUCUGCCGAUCAAGUCGGCUCGCUAUCGUGGCCAGUACAACACCUACCCUAUCAAGCUGUUUUACACUUCCAACAUUCCCAUCAUCCUGCAGUCUGCCUUAGUCUCCAACCUGUAUGUUAUCUCCCAGAUGCUUUCCACACGCUUCAGUGGAAAUUUCCUGGUUAAUCUGCUUGGAACGUGGUCUGACACGUCAUCUGGAGGUCCGGCCCGCGCUUAUCCUGUCGGAGGACUCUGUUACUACCUCUCUCCGCCCGAGUCUUUUUACUCGGUUCUAGACGACCCUGUGCACGCAGCCAUCUACAUUGUGUUCAUGCUGGGCUCCUGUGCCUUCUUCUCAAAAACCUGGAUUGAAGUCUCGGGCUCCUCUGCGAAAGAUGUGGCCAAGCAGCUGAAGGAGCAGCAGAUGGUGAUGAGGGGACACAGAGAAACCUCAAUGGUCCAUGAACUGAACAGGUACAUUCCCACAGCAGCAGCCUUCGGUGGCCUCUGCAUCGGCGCUUUAUCAGUGAUGGCGGACUUCCUUGGCGCCAUUGGCUCUGGCACUGGAAUCCUGCUGGCUGUCACCAUCAUCUAUCAGUACUUUGAAAUUUUUGUCAAAGAACAGAGUGAAGUAGGCAGCUUUGGGGGCCUACUUUUCUAG
Molecule: messenger RNA, 1434 nt
Organism: Menidia menidia (Atlantic silverside)
Lineage: Eukaryota; Metazoa; Chordata; Actinopteri; Atheriniformes; Atherinopsidae
Source: the annotation of a GenBank genome assembly